AUGGCGGAGUCCGCAUGGAAAACCACCACUACCAAAAGAGAGACCAACGAUAAUAUCACACCGGCACAUAGCCAGCACUGGCCACAUAAAUACCUACAGGUGCCUGCAAAGAACGCCUGCCGAGGUGGGCAAAGGACGGAGUCAUUAAUCCAUAGGUCUCUCUAUUAUGACCUUCUAAAUGACCCAGAGGUACAUGCCACCUACAAGGAGCUACUUGCAAGCUUUGGCUCAGGAAAAGGGCUGCAAAGUGCAUAUCGGGUUAUUUUAGAAAGAAAGCUCAGGAUACGUCAGGAUUUUGCUACUCAGAUGGAAAAGUACUAUGGAAACAAACCGAGAAUAUUAACAGGAAGCAGUCGGCUAGACCUGCAAGAAUCAAAUGAGUUUGUACAAAAGAAGACAGAUGGCAAAGUCGUGAAAUGUUUUAAAGAAAUGUCCCCAAGUAUCAGUAUCCUACUCCUUGGAGCUGCAUACUUUAAAGGUCAGUGGAUGCACAAAUUCAAUGCUUGGGAAACUGUCCAGAUUGAAUUCCACAUUGAUGAGCAGAACACUGUUACCAUUCCAAUGAUGACAGCCAAGAACAUCCCAGUGAGAUACGGCCUGGACUCUGAUUUUAACUGCAAGAUUGUACAGCUGCCAUUUAGUGGUGGAGUCAGCAUCAUGUUCUUCCUGCCCCUCACAGUCACCCAGAACCUCACUCAUAUUGAGGAAGGUCUUACAUCAGAGUUUGUUCAUGAUAUAGAUCGGGCACUGCAGCCUGUCACUAUUACUAUAAGCAUUCCUAAGUUAAAGGUGAACUACGAGGCGGAGUUUGGCAGCACACUGCAAGAAUCAAAGCUACAGUCGCUCUUCUCUACUCCUGAGGUCAACAAAAUCACCGCCAAGACAAUUAAGCUCACACAAGUAGUGCACAAAGCUGCGCUGGAGCUAAAUGAGGAUGGUGUAGCAAGCAUACCGCCAAUGGAAGGCCAAACUCGCCAUCACUUCCCCUUGGAAUACCACUUGGACCAUCCCUACCUGUUCGUUCUCUGUUCUGAUGACAACGGUGCUCUUCUUUUCAUUGGAAAAGUCUUAGACCCCAAAGGACUAGCUCGUAAAUAAUUUCAUAGCCCACGGUUUGCAAUUUGAUUGCUGCAAAACUGAAAUAUUUUAUGUAUUUUAGUUUUGUAGCAGUCAAGGGGGUUGAACAGGCAGUCAUUCAUACUCUUGAAACUCCUGAGACAUCCAGCCUCUCCCACACCAAAAAAAAAACAAGCCAAAAGGUGCACAUGCCUGCACCCAGAAACUUUUUAUGUUACUUAUUGUUUUCCCAAAUGAAUAUGAAUGGUUAUGAUAGUGACUAUAAGGAGUCUGUAGUAUAGGUAUCCAUUUUCA
Pelobates fuscus (common spadefoot toad) is the source of this 1371-nucleotide messenger RNA. RefSeq names its product pigment epithelium-derived factor-like. Bases 1 to 1098 code for a protein of 365 amino acids. The record is from RefSeq and is a predicted model, not a curated record. The transcript has 2 exons. Gene Ontology annotation, molecular function: serine-type endopeptidase inhibitor activity. Gene Ontology annotation, biological process: negative regulation of angiogenesis; negative regulation of endopeptidase activity. NCBI's taxonomy places the organism in Eukaryota, Metazoa, Chordata, Amphibia, Anura, Pelobatidae.